CGGCAGGACGGGCUCCCAGGCCUCGCCGUGCAGUGGGGCGCCAUCGGAGACGUGGGCCUCAUCCUGGAGGCGAUGGGCUCCAACGACACGGUCAUCGGCGGGACGCUGCCUCAGCGGAUGAGCUCCUGCUUGGGGGUGCUGGAUCUCUUCCUGAGCCAGCCCUACCCCGUCCUGAGCAGCUUUGUGCUGGCUGAGAAGAAGACCGCCGCCCAGGGAGACCGCGGCACCCAGCAGGACCUCAUGAAGGCCAUGGCCCACAUCCUGGGCAUCCGAGACGUGGCCACCGUCAACUUGGACAGCACGCUGGCAGACCUGGGCCUGGACUCGCUCAUGGGCGUCGAGGUGCGACAGAUGCUGGAGCGUGAGCAUGACCUGUUGCUGUCCAUGCGGGACAUCCGGCAGCUCUCGCUCCGCAAGCUGCAGGAGCUUUCUUCAAAGGGCAGCCCGGCGAAAAAGCUGGCGGCCACCACGCCCAAGAACAGCAGCCCGGCCAGUCAGCAGGCCCAGCCGAACCUGAGCACCCUGCUGGUGAACCCGGAGGGCCCCACCUUGACGCGGCUCAACUCGGUGCAGAGCUCUGAGCGACCGCUGUUCCUGGUGCACCCCAUCGAGGGCUCCGUCACUGUGUUCCACAGCCUGGCUGCCAGGCUCAGCAUCCCCACCUACGGCCUGCAGUGCACCCGAGCCGCGCCCCUGGACAGCAUCCAGAGUCUGGCCGCCUACUACAUCGAGUGCAUCCGCCAAGUGCAGGCCGAGGGGCCCUACCGCAUCGCCGGCUACUCGUACGGGGCCUGCGUGGCCUUCGAGAUGUGCUCACAGCUGCAGGCCGCACAGCCCGGCCCCGCCCCCGCACACAACAGCCUCUUCCUGUUCGACGGCUCGCACUCCUACGUGCUGGCCUACACGCAGAGCUACCGCGCCAAGAUGACCCUGGGCUGCGAGGCGGAGGCUGAGACCGAGGCCAUGUGCUUCUUUGUGCAGCAGUUCGUGGACGUGGAGCACGACAGGGUGCUCGAGGCACUGCUGCCCCUCCGGGGCCUGGAGGAGCGCGUGGCGGCCACCGUAGACCUCAUUGUGCGCAGCCACGCCGGCCUGGACCGCCGGCAGCUGAGCUUUGCCGCGCACUCCUUCUACCACAAGCUGCGUGCGGCGGAGCAGUACGCGCCGCGGGCCACCUACCACGGCAACGUGACGCUGCUGCGCGCCAAGACCAGCAGCCUGUACGGCGAGGGCCUGGGCGCCGACUACAACCUGUCCCAGGUGUGCGACGGCAAGGUGUCCGUGCACGUGGUCGAGGGUGACCACCGCACGCUGCUGGAGGGCAGCGGCCUGGAGUCCAUCCUCAGCAUCAUCCACAGCACCCUGGCCGAGCCCCGCGUCAGCGUGCGGGAGGGCUAGCCGCCCCCACGCCCCGG
Messenger RNA from Neogale vison (American mink), 1415 nucleotides. RefSeq names its product fatty acid synthase-like. Gene Ontology annotation, cellular component: cytoplasm. Gene Ontology annotation, biological process: fatty acid biosynthetic process. The transcript has a single exon. Gene Ontology annotation, molecular function: phosphopantetheine binding; fatty acid synthase activity. NCBI's taxonomy places the organism in Eukaryota, Metazoa, Chordata, Mammalia, Carnivora, Mustelidae. The coding region runs from base 73 to 1398 and encodes 441 amino acids. The record is from RefSeq and is a predicted model, not a curated record.